AUGCACCUCAACAACGCCCCCCGAUUCACAUACUCUACCUCUACCUCAGCAGACCCCAUCCUCUCCUCCUCCACCUGGACCGACAUUCUAACGCCCGAGUUCCUCGCGCACAAAGACCAGCCCAGAACCCCCGACGCACCGACCUGGUGGCUUGAUGUUCGCGAUGCCACGGAGCAGGACGUCGAGGUGCUCUCGCAGGCAUUGAAUAUCCAUCCCCUCACGGUGGAGGAUAUCGUGACCCGCGAGACGAGGGAGAAGGUGGAGGUGUUUCGGAAUUAUUAUCUGAUUUCGUUCCAGACGCUGGUUACGUUUUUGGAUGAGAAUGGGGAUGAUGAUCAUGAGGAAGGAGAGGAGGGAGGUGUUGGGGGAGGUCAAGGGGCAGGGGAUGAGAAAGAAGAGAAGAAGAGGAAGAAAAAGGAGAAGAAGGAGAAGAGUCUGUUUCAUGUGCCGACUAUCACGUCUAAGACGCCCGCUUCGGCGGUGUUCUUCAUUCUGGUGUUUAAUACCGGGACGGUCACUUUCUCGCCGAGUGGGUGCAGCCAUGUUCGGAGGGUUAGGGAUCGCGUGAGGAAACUUCAUGAUGAGACUGUCUUGUCGAGUGACUGGAUUUGUUAUGCUUUGAUCGACGACAUCGUCGACUCCUUCGAACCCUACCGCCACUCGGCGGAGCUCGAAUCCGAAUCCAUCGAAGACUCCGUCUUCAUCGCGCGCUUCGACGACGUAAAAUCCCUAAUCCCGCGCAUCGACAACCUCCGCAAACGCAUCACGCACCUCAUCCGCUGCCUCACCGGUAAACUCGACGUUCUGAACGGAUUCGUCAAACGCUGCCAAGCCAAAGACAAGAACCCCGUCUUCCCAGAUGGAGACUUCAUCCUGUACCUUGGUGACGUGCAAGAUCAUCUCGUGACGACAUUGCAGAGUCUGUCGCAUUUCGAUGAGAUUGUGAGUCGGUCGCAGUCGAAUUGUUUGGCGCAGUUGAGUGCGAAUAAUUUGCGGUUGAGUUUGAAUAUUAAUUCGGUGUUGAGUAAGGUUACCGUGCUCGCGACGAUCUUUGUGCCGAUGCAUGUUGUGACGGGGUUGUUUGGGAUGAAUGUGGAGGUGCCGGGGCAGGAGGCCGCUUAA
This is a messenger RNA of Aspergillus affinis, 1122 nucleotides long. Its product is annotated as magnesium transporter CorA family protein. The record is from RefSeq and is a predicted model, not a curated record. Gene Ontology annotation, molecular function: magnesium ion transmembrane transporter activity. Gene Ontology annotation, cellular component: plasma membrane. The coding region runs from base 1 to 1122 and encodes 373 amino acids. NCBI's taxonomy places the organism in Eukaryota, Fungi, Ascomycota, Eurotiomycetes, Eurotiales, Aspergillaceae. Gene Ontology annotation, biological process: intracellular magnesium ion homeostasis; magnesium ion transmembrane transport. The transcript has 3 exons.